Molecule: messenger RNA, 1188 nt
Organism: Corticium candelabrum
Lineage: Eukaryota; Metazoa; Porifera; Homoscleromorpha; Homosclerophorida; Plakinidae
Product: F-box/LRR-repeat protein 20-like
Exons: 2
Coding region: 1-1047 (348 amino acids)
Cellular component (GO): cytoplasm
Molecular function (GO): protein binding
Source: RefSeq, a predicted model, not a curated record
AUGGCGCUAGAUCCACCUCCAAGGAAGCGUCGACGUAUCGCUGUCGUUCAGGACACAGUCAUCUGCAGACUUUCGGACGACGUACUCCUGCACAUAUUCGGCUAUUUGGACGUGCUCUCUGUGCUGAGGUCUUCUCGCACCUGUCGACAGUGGCACAGACUAGCCGCUGAUCGAACACUCUGGCAACAUGUUGACGUAACUCGCUUCAAAAUGGAUACAAAGCGCCUAUGGAAGUUCAUAAGACGGCACGGCUCAGAUAAGAUGAAAUCUUUAAGUGUUCGAGGCUUGGCAACUGAUCCUGCAAAGCUUGGUAAGAAGAAAGCUGUGUUGAUUUCAUCGUCUCUAGCAGCAGACAUCAACAGCCGAUGUUCCAAUCUUGAGCAUCUUCAUCUGUUUAACUGUGAUCUGCGUGAUCUCCAACUUUCCAACCUUCCUACAAUGAAACUAAGAACAUUACACCUACACAAUUGUGUUCUGUCUGCCAACUGGCUUCAAGUGGAUAUUGAAGUUGAAGGGAGACGAGGGAGACGAGAAUGCAUUCUACCACAUCUCAACACUCUCAACUUGCACCAGUCUGCUAUGAUAGCAAGGUAUGAUUUGAUCCAGAUUACUUACCUAUCACAGCUAAAGCACCUUGAUCUCAGCCAAUGCUAUCGUGUUGAUGACCAAGGUUUAAUGACUGUUUCUGAACAUGUACCUGGUAUUGUGUAUCUUAAUAUAUCUGGAUGCACUAGAGUCACUGAUGCGUCAAUGCAUAGAGUCGGUCGACAUUUGAAUCAACUGAGAGUAUUGGAGAUGAAAAACCUGUUCAGACUGACUGAUCUGGGCAUAAGUUGUAUUGCAAACAUGUGCCACAAACUCGAGGUACUGGAUAUCAGUCUGUGUACUGCUGUCUCUGAUGCUUCGGUGAUGGAACUUGCCACGAAACUCAGUCAACUGAAGAAGUUGAAUGUGUCUCUGUGUCAUCAGCUUUCAGACAAUUGUCUUGAAUCAAUCUCGUUACUCCUACCUUCAUGUCUAAUUAUCACAAAAAUGACAACUGACUGAUUGAAUACUACAUUCUAUUUUUGUAUUUCUGCUGUGCAAGCACAGUAUACGUGACUCUGUGGUCCUUUGGUAAUAAACAUAUAAAAGCUGAGGCAAUUUGGAAUUCAUUUGUACUCAACGACAUACAUUAAUGCAUCUACA